GAGAAAUAGAUUUGAGAGGGGUUUGAGAUUGGAGAUUCGUGAAAAGUUGGCAGUGCAACCACCUACCUUUAUUGCUUUAUUGGAAGCUGCAACAAGAGCAGAAGAAUUAUUCUUAGAAAGAAAUAUAUUAGAAGCAAAGAAAAAGAAGAUAAUUGGGACAUUUACUCCAUCUUUCUCUAGAGGUACCUCAUUUACACCUAGGGGAGGAUCAGGAGGUCAGCGAAGAGGUUUUAGAGGAAGGGGUAGUUAUCAGUUUAGAGGGCCAAGUAGUAUAACUUUGGGUAGAAGUGGUGGAUCAGUGAACAUGCGAGGUAAUUCUGGGUUUACUGGUAGAGGAUAUAGACCCGUUUGUGGCACUUGUGGAAGGACCCAUUCAGGAGAGUGUUGGGGACCGAGAGUGCAGGUUUGUUAUAGAUGUGGGAAACCUGGGCAUUAUGCCAAUGAGUGUGUGGUAGGUAGAGGAGCAUCGAGUACCUACCAUUCAGGAGGACAAAGUAGUGUUGGGGAUAAUGUAGUACCUACAACGACUAGUCGUGGUAGAGGUAGGGGAGGUAGAAGUGCAGCUAUAGCAGCAUAUGUCCAUAUUGAAGAUGCGAACCAAUCCUUACCGCAGGCAAGAGUGUAUGCUGUUACGAGGCAGGAAGCAACUACUUCUCCAGAGAUAAUAACUGGUUCAUCCAAAGGCAAGGAAGUGGUAAGAGAAAAAGAAUAG
Ricinus communis (castor bean) is the source of this 712-nucleotide messenger RNA. RefSeq lists its product as uncharacterized. NCBI's taxonomy places the organism in Eukaryota, Viridiplantae, Streptophyta, Magnoliopsida, Malpighiales, Euphorbiaceae. Bases 305 to 712 code for a protein of 135 amino acids. Gene Ontology annotation, molecular function: zinc ion binding; nucleic acid binding. The record is from RefSeq and is a predicted model, not a curated record. The transcript is spliced from 2 exons.